Messenger RNA from Sphenostylis stenocarpa, 1182 nucleotides. Lineage: Eukaryota; Viridiplantae; Streptophyta; Magnoliopsida; Fabales; Fabaceae. The record is from the annotation of a GenBank genome assembly.
AUGGGACGAUCACCAUGCUGUGACAAGGUGGGUCUAAAGAAAGGACCAUGGACGCCAGAAGAAGAUCAGAAGCUCUUGGCAUAUAUUGAAGAACAUGGCCAUGGAAGCUGGCGUGCUUUGCCAGCAAAAGCUGGACUUGAGAGGUGUGGCAAGAGCUGCAGAUUGAGAUGGACUAAUUAUCUAAGACCUGAUAUUAAGAGGGGAAAGUUCAGUGUGCAAGAAGAGCAAACCAUCAUCCAACUCCAUGCACUCUUAGGGAACAGGUGGUCGGCAAUAGCCACACAUUUGCCAAAGAGAACAGAUAAUGAGAUCAAGAACUACUGGAACACGCAUCUGAAGAAAAGGUUAGACAAAAUGGGAAUUGAUCCGGUGAGUCACAAGCCCAAGAACGAUGCCCUUCUCUCCACUGAGGGUCACUCCAAGAGUGCAGCCAACCUAAGCCACAUGGCUCAGUGGGAGAGUGCCAGACUCGAAGCAGAAGCAAGAUUGGUCAGAGAAUCAAAACUACGUAGCUCACGCUCAUCAUCAGCAGCAGCAGCAUUGCAGCACCCUCUAGUUGGAACUUCUGCAUUAUCGUCAUCGUCUUCAGCUCCAGUAUUACCCUCCUCAACACGUUCUCUUGAUCAUGCUUGGAACAAUGGUAGUAGUACUAGUACGGUUGCAACUAGGGUCAGUGACCUUGAGUCCCCCACUUCUACCUUAUCCGAGAACAAUGCCCCACCAAUUAUGACAAAUGUGAUUGAGCUUGUUGGUUCAUCGGAGAGAGGAAUAGUAAAGGAAGAAGGAGAGCGAGAGUGGAACAAAGGUUUUCAUGAAAGCUCCAUCCAUAUGGGAGAAUACAAAGAUGGCUUGGAGAAUUCAAUGCCUUUCACGUCUAGUCUGCAUGAGUUAUCAAUGACCAUGGCAACCACGUGGGGCACUACUGCUACCAGUGCACAUGCGCAUGCACAUGUUGCUGAGGCGGGAUUCACCAACCUUUUGCUGAAUUCUAACACCGGUGACAGGAGUUUGUCGCGGGAGGGUGGUGGAGAGUCUAAUAACAGUCAUGGUAAUGUUACUAAUGGGGAUAAUGGUAAUGGUAAUGGUAACAGUAACGAGUUAUACGAAGAAAGCAAGAUCUAUUGGAACAACAUUCUUAAUUUGAUGAACUAUUCUUCCCCUUCGGAUUCACCGAUGUUCUGA